CGUUUCUUGAUUCAAUCAUCCAAAACCCAACAAAGACAAUUCCCUUUAAAAAAUAGCCAUUAUUGCAAAAAUAGCCAGUUCUUGAAUUUGGUUCUCAAAUAUGGAUAGACUUGUAACAACUUUGUUUUUUUCAUCAUUCUUGUUAUUAAGUCUAUUUUCUACUACUACUCAUGCUCAAACACAAAACUGCUCAGCUUUUGCAUUCAGAAAUAAUCAGAAUUUUGCAACUUGUAAUCCUCUACCUUUGCUCAAUUCUGUUCUUCACUGGACUUAUCAUUCAGAUAAUCACACAGUUGAUCUUGCUUACAGACAUAGAGGAGUUACAGAUUCAGAUUGGGUAGCUUGGGGUUUAAAUAUUAAUGGAGCAAGAAUGGUUGGUGCACAGUGUUUGGUUGCAUUUAAAAAUUCCAGUGGCCGAAUUCAAGCUUACACUGCUCCUAUUGCUAAUUAUCUUACUCAGUUAAGACAAGGUUCUUUGAGUUUUAAUGUGCCAAGAAUUGAAGCAGAGUUUUCAAACAAUGAAUAUAUUAUUUUUGCAAGUUUGGAACUUCCUAGUGGAAGGAGUAGUUUUAACCAGGUUUGGCAAAAUGGCCAAGUUUCUGGUCAGGCUUUGCAAGCUCAUAGCCAGACUGGUGAUAAUAUGAGGUCUUUUGGAAGUGUUGAUUUUGCAACUGGCCAGUUGGGGAAUGAUGGUGGUAGCAGGUAGGGAUGUCAAUAGUUCAUUUCGGCCGGUUAUUUUAUAAAAUUUGUACCAUAUCAAUUUUUCAGUUAUUCUAUUAUGUAUAACCAAAAUUAGAC
Molecule: messenger RNA, 798 nt
Organism: Nicotiana attenuata
Lineage: Eukaryota; Viridiplantae; Streptophyta; Magnoliopsida; Solanales; Solanaceae
Product: cytochrome b561 and DOMON domain-containing protein At5g35735-like
Exons: 1
Coding region: 101-706 (201 amino acids)
Source: RefSeq, a predicted model, not a curated record